AUGGAAGCCACAGUCUCCAGGCACAGCCGCAAUGCUUCUAGAUCUUCCCGGCCUCGUAGUACGACGAAAGGUCCCCUUGACCAAGUAGACGAUCCUCUCGGCACUGAGACGGUGAACAUCUCAAGUCCACUCCGGACAACGGCUCUUCCUGAGCUGUUUGGUACCUCCUUCGAGAACUUGGAUCCGCUCGCUCCUGAUGAUCUACCACCUACCGUUGAGAAAGAUCUCUCCUUUCUGCUUCGCUACGAGGUCUACCACUCUCUGUCGCAGCUGGACAUACCCCAUGCCUUGCGCUCUGAAUUCAUCGUUCCAGCAUCCAGCGAGUCAUUACCCACUACCCUUCAAAAGCUGGAGCAGCUCCUGGCGGAAGGCCACUUCUUACUGGCUGCUCACCUCAGUGGAACGAUCCUGUCAUCUUCUUUGCUCAAGCCUACCGAUAUCAGACGCAUCUUUGCUUUGUUCUACACCCGCUUAGCAUGUCUCCAGCUUUCUGGAAAUACGAUCAUUGCCGCACAGGAGUCCAAAGCCCUCGAGGACUUGACGUCCGCUUUUUACUACGUGGAGCCGUUACCUGACAAGUCUGACAAGGGCCAAACUUAUCCUCGUCAUAUUGUGCCUUGGCCUCUGAGAGCUUUGGCCGUGCGACUCCAGAGUAUAGGAUUCGGCGACUCUCGUCGAGGUAUUGGCGGUCUUUAUGAAAUUGGCUUGGAGGCAAGAAGAGAGAUCCUGCGGACAGAUAUCAGUCCGGCGGAGCGGCAGCUUUGGAGGGAGCGACUCGCGGACCUAGGGGUUCGAAACGUCAAUGCGUUGAUAGAAAUGGGCGAUCUCAAUGCGGCCAAGCAAGCACUCGAUAGUAUGCGCAUGUCAGGCAUGCCCAACGAUUUACGCACGUCGAGUAAGGUGUUGCUUCUAGUGCUUAUUGGGGAUCUCGACAGUGCUAGGCGACUCUGCAGCGAGGGAACUGAAACGGAGCAGGGCUUUUUUAACGCUCUCCUUAGCAUGGCCGAGGGCCAAUAUAGCGCUGCAGCGGACGAAUGGCGCAGUCUUCUGGAACGCGAGCGCCAGAGACCCGACGAAGCCGUCAUCCAGCAGAAUCUAGCAGUUUGCUUGCUGUAUACGGGUCACUUGAACGAGGCUCGCGAGGUUCUUGAAUCCCUGAUACAAAAACAGCAUUCUUUCCCAAGUCUCGUGUACAACCUAUCGACAAUCUACGAGCUGUGCUCCGAAAAAGCCGGGAAGCUUAAAGCUGAACUUGUCGAGACUGUAGCGAGACAACCGGCGAGAGGUGACUUGAAUCUGGACCGGCCGAGUGCAGACUUCAAGAUAUGA
Molecule: messenger RNA, 1329 nt
Organism: Aspergillus saccharolyticus JOP 1030-1
Lineage: Eukaryota; Fungi; Ascomycota; Eurotiomycetes; Eurotiales; Aspergillaceae
Exons: 4
Coding region: 1-1329 (442 amino acids)
Cellular component (GO): Golgi apparatus; TRAPP complex
Molecular function (GO): protein binding
Source: RefSeq, a predicted model, not a curated record